Messenger RNA from Closterium sp. NIES-65, 3270 nucleotides. NCBI's taxonomy places the organism in Eukaryota, Viridiplantae, Streptophyta, Zygnematophyceae, Desmidiales, Closteriaceae. The record is from the annotation of a GenBank genome assembly.
AUGGCCGUGCGCCUGGACCCGGCGCGCAACGACCCGUUGGCGCAGCACAAGCUGGCCCCGCCUCCCUCGCCGCCCCUCCCACGCCGCCCCUCCCACGCCGCCCCUCCCUCGCCGCCCCUCCCACGCCGCCCCUCCCUCGCCGCCCCUCCCACGCCGCCCCUCCCUCGCCGCCCCUCCCACGCCGCCCCUCCCACGCCGCCCCUCCCACGCCGCCCCUCCCACGCCGCCCCUCCCACGCCGCCCCUCCCACGCCGCCCCUCCCUUGCCGCUCUCCUGCGGGCACUGCACCUGCCGCUGGAGGUGGCGCUUGGUGGGGAGGCGGGGGGCGGACAGGCGGAAGGGGGGACUGGGAGGGGCGGGGAAGGGGUUGCGGGGCAGGAGGCGGAGAAAGGGGGCGCGCGGAGGGGCGAGGAAAGGGGCACGGGGCAGGCGGAGCUGGACAGCCUCCUGAUGGCUGCGCGCGUGCUGGAGCUGAACCACGACGAGUUCUAUUUCCUCGCUUCCCCUCCCCGUGCCCCUGUCUCCCCCCGCAACGAGCUCCAGUCGCUGCGCCGCAUUCGCCUCGCCCUCCUCCCCCUCCUGCAUCCUCCGCCCUUCUCCGCUGCCUCGCCUGCCCCCGCGCCCCUCCCCUGUGCGCCAGAAAUGGAGGAAAAGGGGUGGGCAGUGGUGGAAGCAAUGAUGGGGGAGGUGUUGCGGCGGCUGAGGGGACUGGGGGAAGAGGCAGGGGGGGAGGCAGCUGGGCAGACAGGGGGGGAGACAGCAGGGGAGCGGGGGAAGGGGGAGAGGUGCGGGGCAGGGGAUGGCAGGGGAGCGGAGAGAGAGGAGGGAGAGAAAGGGGAGAAAGGGGAGGAGGGGGGAGAGGGGCAAAGGGAGGCGGAGAGGCGGCUGAUGGAAUGGGCUGUGACCCAUGGCGCCACGUGCGAGCUGGACGUGCGAGGUGCAAGGGGACAAGAGGGGGCGAGGGGGAGAGGGGGAGGGGGGAGUGGGAGAGGGGGGAAGGGGGAGAGGGGGAGAGGGGAGAGAAAGGGAGGGAGAGAGGCGGGGAGGGGGGAAAAAAGGGAGGGAGAGAGGCUGAGUGGGGACGAGAAAGGGAGGGAGAGAGGGGGGAAAGAUUUUCAGUUCCCGGGCACGGGACGGGGCAUGGGAGCGCGGGGGGCCAUGGAGGCGGGGGAGACAGUGCUCUCUAUUCCCCUCCCACUCAUCAUCUCGCCGCUCACUGCGCUCGCCUCUCCCUUGGGUCAAGCUGUGCGACGUGGAGCAGGAGAGAAGGCGAUAGGCAGAAGCAGCAGAGUGGCAACAGAGCAACGCGAAGAAGCAGAGGGCAGGGUUCAAAGUGGAAACGUGGAGGAAGCGGUGCAAGGACGAGAGGCGGGUGGGGCACAAUGUGGAGCAGAAAGAGGGGUACAAUCUGGCAAGGCGGAGGGCGGAGCUGAAGCUGAUCAGCUGAGGGGCAAAGAGGAGGACACAGACAUGGGAGACAUUGAGGAUGGGCGCACUGUCGUGGAGGAGGAUGGGGUGGAUGUGUGCAGCAUUAGUGAUGAGAGCAUUGCUCUGCUGUGGACCAUUCAGCAACGGCACGACCCCUCGUCCUUCUAUGCGCCUUUCUUCAACACCCUGCCUGCGGUCAUCAACACAGCGUUGACAUGGCCAGAAACAGCAGUGCGUGCAGUGCAGGGAACACUGCUGCAUACACACAUAGAACGCGCCAGGCAGCACAUACACGCAGAGUACCAUUCUCUCUUCCCAGCCCUCUCCCAGCGCUACCCCUCUCUCUUCCCGCCUGCACUUUUCUCCCUCUCCGCCUUCACAGCAGCAGCAGAGCUCUGGUAUGCCUACGCCAUGCGCAUAGCCCUGCCUUCCCCUCCCCCACCACAUGCUGCAGCAGCAGCAGCAUCAUCACCAUCACCAUCAGCACCAUCAGCACCAUCAGCAGCAGCAGGGCCGUUAUUGAGCAUGCAGGGAGCGUGGCAGUUAGGAGGAGGAGGAGCGGAGCAGGCAGGGGAGACAACCGCACUGCCGUGUCUUGUGCCGCUUGCCUCUCUGCUUAACCACUCGCGGCCAGUGCGGGCAGGGCAGCAGUGCCUCCUGUCGUACGGUCCGCUGCCCUCACACGACCUCGCUCUCUUCUACGGCUUCCUGCUGCCCUCCCGCAACCCCUACGACUGCUUCCCGCUCGACCUUGACUUUUCUGCGGAGGAGGAAGAAGCUGAAGAAGCAGAAGAAGAAGCAGAAGUGGCAGAAGUGGCAGAAGCAGAAGCAGAAGAGGGAACAGCAGGAGUGGAAAACACGGAAGAUGGAGGCAAAGGGGAAGCGAUGAGGGAAGAGGGAGUAGUGGAAGGGGAGAGGGAGAGAAUGGACGAAGAUGGAGCAACCAUCAUUCAAAAGACGCACACCGUGGUACCCGAUGCAUGUAGGGAGGACACGCCUGCUGCUGCUGCUCAAGGUGGUGGAGGGGAAGCAGCAGGUCACGACACAGCAGCUGCGGGCGCCACUGCGAAAAAGCCACGGCACAGCGAUGAUGAUGCCAGUGGUGCUGGUAGCGUCGAUAGCCGUGGCCAUGGCUAUGGCUAUGGCUAUGGCUGUACCACCGAUACUGCCACUGAGGCCAAUGAUGCAAGUGCUGCCAACACAACCAGGGCCAGCGACAGAGACACGGACAAGGACAGAGGCAAAGGCGGUGCAGCAGCGGGAGGGAAGGGAGAGCAGCCGGUGCUGGCGCUGUCACAGCACCUGCUGUGCGCGUGUGACCUCACACUGACGCCCGCUGGCACUGUGGUGGAGAGGGGCGACGGGGAGAGUGCAGAGGAGGAGAUGGUUGAGAAUGAAGGGGAGGAUAGGGAGGAUAGGGAGGGGACAGGGGGGGGUGGGAGUGAGGAUGUGUGGGGAGCGCUGCCUUGGCGGCUGUGUGUGGCACUGUGUGGGGCUGUGGGAGGGAGCAUGGAGGAGCGGAGGAUGUGGAAGGCUGAUGCUCUCCGGCCACCCCAGGCAGAUAUCCCCCCUGCAGUGCGCUCUGCUGCUCUCUCCACUCUACUCGACCUCGUGGGCACGCUGCUGGCACAGGAGCAAGAGCAGGAGGACGACGAGGAAAAGCAGGAGGAAAGGCAAGCGGGAGGGCCGGGAGAGGAGCAAAGGCAGAGGGGUGUGGGAGAGGCCUCGGGUGUUGCCGACGAGGCGGCGUGUGUGGCUGUGGCUCAGCAAUACCGUAGGGAGCAAGAGCAGCUGCUGCUGUCCAUUAGAAACGAGUGUGUUAGGCUGCUCAUGCUGCUGUGA